GCCCUGGUUGGAUUUCAUUAAACGAGCAGCUUCUCAAAGCUCGCGGUGCAGUGACGGCAGAGCGCGGGGGUCUCGCGAGACCACCACCGGAAGUGGGUGGUGGCGAGGACGCGGCGGUUCACUUCUCCGGAAGGCGAGCGAGUGUCCCGAGCUGCUGCAGCCGUCCGCCCAGUCGCUUUCGGAGAAAGCCAGCCCCGCCACGGCCUUCCCAGCCCGGAGUUCGCGCUCCCAGCUUGCCCGACCGCUCGGCUGCGCAGACCGAGGCCCAACCCGCGGAACUCCCGGCGCCUGACCACUCGCUCGGCGCUGCAGCUAGGCCGCGCCCUCAGGCCCAGUCCGCGGCGGCCCCGGCAGGUGAUGCCAAACACAGCCAUGAAGAAAAAGGUGCUGCUGAUGGGAGGGUCGGGGAAGACCAGCAUGAGGUCGAUUAUCUUUGCAAAUUACAUCGCUCGCGACACCCGGCGCCUGGGGGCCACCAUUGAUGUGGAGCAUUCCCAUGUCCGAUUCCUGGGGAACCUGGUGCUGAACCUGUGGGACUGUGGCGGCCAGGACACCUUCAUGGAAAAUUAUUUCACCAGCCAGCGAGACAACAUCUUCCGGAAUGUCGAGGUUUUGAUUUACGUAUUUGACGUGGAGAGCCGCGAACUGGAGAAGGACAUGCAUUAUUACCAGUCCUGUCUGGAGGCCAUCCUCCAGAACUCUCCUGACGCCAAAAUCUUCUGCCUGGUACACAAAAUGGAUCUGGUUCAGGAGGAUCAGCGUGACCUGAUUUUUAAAGAGCGAGAGGAAGACCUGAGGCGUUUGUCUCGCCCCCUGGAGUGCGCUUGUUUCCGAACGUCCAUCUGGGAUGAAACGCUCUACAAAGCCUGGUCCAGUAUCGUCUAUCAGCUGAUUCCCAACGUUCAGCAGCUAGAGAUGAACCUCAGGAAUUUUGCCCAGAUUAUCGAGGCCGAUGAAGUUCUGCUGUUCGAGAGAGCUACGUUUUUGGUUAUUUCCCAUUACCAGUGCAAAGAGCAGCGUGAUGUCCACCGCUUUGAGAAGAUCAGCAACAUCAUUAAGCAGUUCAAGCUGAGCUGCAGUAAAUUGGCCGCUUCUUUCCAGAGCAUGGAAGUUAGGAAUUCUAACUUCGCUGCUUUCAUCGACAUCUUCACAUCAAACACGUACGUGAUGGUUGUUAUGUCGGAUCCCUCGAUUCCUUCUGCAGCUACUCUGAUCAACAUUCGCAAUGCCAGGAAACAUUUUGAGAAGCUGGAGAGAGUGGAUGGCCCCAAGCACAGUCUCCUUAUGCGUUGAAUAUUGCCAAAUGCUAUUUCUGAAAAUGCUGAAUUGCCUUUUUCCCUUGCACCCUUUAUUUUUAAAAUUCAUGAUGUCAUGUGUGUAAAAGUGAGCUUUGAGAUGUGUGCUGCUUACUACCCCAUCUUUCCCUUACCCACUCCCUAGUCUUAAAAUAUUGGACGCUAUUUACUCAGCUAUCCAGUAGAGAGCUUCAAGAUGGCCUUUCUGUAAAGUUGAUAAUGGUGUAACACUAGAUGGUUUGUGUGUGUUCUGAUUGCCUGGUUAUAAUAGAUAUGCACAAAAAGGCUUUACCAG
Messenger RNA from Tupaia belangeri chinensis (Chinese tree shrew), 1590 nucleotides. Its product is annotated as ras-related GTP-binding protein A. Gene Ontology annotation, molecular function: GTPase activity; GTP binding. Gene Ontology annotation, biological process: cellular response to starvation; negative regulation of autophagy; positive regulation of TORC1 signaling. The record is from RefSeq and is a predicted model, not a curated record. NCBI's taxonomy places the organism in Eukaryota, Metazoa, Chordata, Mammalia, Scandentia, Tupaiidae. Gene Ontology annotation, cellular component: nucleus; lysosome; Gtr1-Gtr2 GTPase complex.